This is a messenger RNA of Haemonchus placei, 489 nucleotides long. NCBI's taxonomy places the organism in Eukaryota, Metazoa, Nematoda, Chromadorea, Rhabditida, Trichostrongylidae. The record is from the annotation of a GenBank genome assembly.
AUGUUCCUGCGCAAGUUUUGGAACCAAUGGACGCUCGAGGAGAAUGCACGUCGUAUGACGAUUACCGUGCUUCCCUCUGGUACGAAGAAAGUCCAUCUGAGAUCUCCCAGCGAACUUGCCGAACUAUGCCCGGAGAAAACUCAAGAUACAGCCAGCCGGCCGGGCUAUUCGUUAGCUGGGAUUCGAGCAAAGCCACUGAUGAGCUGUGUGUUCCAUGUUCCACACGCUGAGCGCAUUUACGAUUAUGGUGUCAGUUCCGACGACACCGUGCGUCGUGAAUUGAAUUUUCAACCUCAAACUGCCAGUCUGUUGUUGUUAGCCAGUGGCUCCGAUUGUAACGGUGUAUGUGCCGGUGAUACGUCGUUUUCCGUGCAUAGUUGGGCGUAUACGUUACGGACUUCCGUAGUCGACGUCGCCACAUUUCCUACUGCCAUUGUCCGCCAUUGCGUUGCACCCUUAUGCUGUGGCGCUCAUGGUGGUGCCGUCUGA